This is a messenger RNA of Lampris incognitus (smalleye Pacific opah), 1317 nucleotides long. RefSeq names its product base methyltransferase of 25S rRNA 2 homolog (gene samtor). The record is from RefSeq and is a predicted model, not a curated record. Bases 33 to 1214 code for a protein of 393 amino acids. The transcript has 5 exons. Gene Ontology annotation, biological process: negative regulation of TORC1 signaling. NCBI's taxonomy places the organism in Eukaryota, Metazoa, Chordata, Actinopteri, Lampriformes, Lampridae.
AGGGGGGUGAGCCGCGGCGGCGAAGAGGUGCCAUGGACCCCGCGGACAACAUCGAGACGGGGGGGAGCAAAGGCAGCCCGGAGCCGCGCUACAUGCUCAUCCCGGCGGGGGCACCGUGCAAGAAGGAGCAGGAGAAGCUGUCGGGGGUGGUUAAAAGCGUACACAGAAGACUGCGUAGGAAGUACCGAGAAGUGGGGGACUUCGACAAGAUUUGGCGGGAGCACUGUGAGGAUGAGCAGACGCUGAGCCAGUACGCCUUGGCCAUGAAGAACCUCGCCGACAACCACUGGGCCAAGAACUGUGAAGGGGAAGGACGCAUCGAGUGGUGUCGCAGUGUCUGUCAGGAAUAUUUCUUGGACGGUGGGAUGAAGAGAAUGUUGGAGAAGGAUGAGAAAAGAGCCAGGCUCGCCAUAGGUCUGACUGGAGCGGGCCUGAUCGACCAGCCAGAGGGCGUCGUUCCUGGUUCAGUCUCUCAGUUUGGGAAAAUGCGGCUCCUGGAUGUGGGAAGCUGCUUCAACCCCUUCCUGAGGUUUGACGAGUUUCUGACAGUCGGUAUUGACAUAGUGCCUGCAGUCGAGAGUGUCUACAAGUGUGACUUCCUCAACCUGCAGCUGCAGCAGCCUCUCCAGCUAGCAGGUGACGCCGUGGAGGCCUUCCUCCGCCAGCUCCACAACCCCAUUGACGUCCUGCCCGCUCAGCUGUUUCACGUGGUGGUCUUCUCCCUGCUCCUCUCCUACUUCCCUUCGCCCUACCAGCGCUGGAUCUGCUGCAAGAAGGCCCACGAGCUGCUGGAGCUGCACGGUCUGCUGCUCAUCAUCACACCCGACUCCUCCCACCAGAACCGACACGCCCUUAUGAUGCGCAGCUGGCGUGUGGCCGUGGAGUCGCUGGGCUUCAAGCGCUUCAAGUACAUCAAGUUCCCCCACAUGCACCUCAUCGCCUUCCGCAAGGUGUCGGUGGCGACCACCAGCGACCUGGUGUCACGCAACUACCCCGAGAUGCUGUACAUCCCGCAGGACUUCCACUCCCACGAGGAGGAGGAGGACUACGCCGACGUCCCCGUGCAGCCCCGCUCCGACUUCGAGGAUGACCAGCUGGCCUGGGGCUUCACGGAGCUCCCCGACACGCCCUACGACUCAGACUCCGGAGAGAGCCAGGGAAGCUCUGUGCCCGGCUUCCACGAGCUGGAGGACCCCAUCCUGCUUCAGAGCUAGAUGGGAAAAGAAAGCAAACAACAAAAAAACAGCCACAGCCCCCCCCCCCCCCCCAACUUGCUGUGCUGCCAAAUGUACCCUUCUGCAAUCUCCUCCCACUCCU